AUCCCUACACUGCCUGCACUUUGGUAUUAUAAUGUUUUCAGUACCACCAACCAUUGUCUUGUUCUACAGUUAUUAGGAAAGAUCCAUGUUUUACUACUUCAACAAAUUAAAAUUGUUGUCGAUCCGUGGGACUGACGAUCCAAGUAGCGGUUGUGACAGUGUUUUGGUUCGGGUUUUUUUGAAUUUGUAUUUGAAAAAGUGAGGAGCUGCUGUGGAGCAGAACAAGCUAGCCCUUGCUAACAAGUCGGGACAGCCGCGAGGCCUCAUCUGGACCAGAACUCGGUGAAGCCAUGGCCAACAUAGCAGUCCAAAGGAUAAAACGGGAGUUCAAGGAGGUGCUUAAAAGCGAAGAGACCAGCAAAAACCAGAUAAAGGUCGAUCUGGUGGAUGAAAACUUCACAGAACUUAAGGGGGAAAUAGCAGGCCCCCCUGAUACACCGUAUGAAGGAGGUAGAUAUCAACUUGAAAUAAAAAUUCCAGAGACAUAUCCAUUUAAUCCACCCAAGGUGCGGUUUAUCACAAAGAUCUGGCAUCCCAAUAUCAGCUCAGUAACAGGUGCAAUAUGUUUGGACAUUCUUAAAGACCAGUGGGCAGCUGCUAUGACAUUGAGGACGGUCCUCUUGUCUUUGCAAGCUUUGCUGGCGGCUGCAGAGCCAGAUGAUCCGCAGGAUGCAGUGGUAGCCAAUCAGUACAAGCAGAAUCCAGAGAUGUUUAAACAGACGGCGAGACUCUGGUCUCACGUUUAUGCAGGCGCUCCAGUCUCCAGUCCGGAGUACACACGCAAAAUAGACAAACUCUGUGCCAUGGGCUUUGAAAAAAAUGCAGUAAUAGUGGCGUUGUCAUCAAAAUCCUGGGAUGUGGAGACGGCGACAGAGCUCCUGCUCAGUAACUGAAAAUUGGUGCCCGCUUCAUCCGAGUCUUGAACCCCAUUUUUCUCUCUUCACACACACAUGCACACAUGCACAAACACAACGUUGUCAUCCAAGUUUCGGCUGUCUGAAGACGUUUUUUCUGGAACCCUCUGUUUGACAGCAGACUCACCUCCACUCCUCCCCAGUUCGCCCAUCCUGUCACACAUAUACUGUACCGCACUCCAAUCAACUGCUCUGUGAGCGUUGACCUCUGGUCCCUUUCAUGCUGGUUCAACGUUCAGCUCGGUUCUACAAUCAGAAGCCCAUGUCACCUCCUUCAAGAGCAAAGUCCAGAGUAAUAGCCCUUCCCCACAUCUGUCCGUGUAUCUCCCUGCUUUUUGUUUUGGUUCAGUCCAAGAAGCAGCUGUUAUCAGCUUAUUCUUGCCUAUGCAGUGCAUAUUUUUUCAUCUUUGAUCACCUUUUUUGUUAUGCUUUUUAGGAGUGAGCCAAGAGUUUUCAUAUUUUGUUGAUCUGGUCAAGACUUGAGACACUUUGUGUCUGUCUUCUAAACAGUGAAGAAGUUGGAUCAUACCAUUUUAAAAUACAUCUCUUUCUAUUUUUUUUACAUUUGAAAUUAUGACUCCCUUACAAUAAGUCCUCUUAAAACAGAAAAGUGCAUCUUUACUGAGUUAUUUUUUCGACGUUACACAUGUGGUGUUGAAAUCCGGGCAAACUAUUGAAUUGUGGGCAAUCGCAGGAAAAUGGAGUAUGCCCCGAUUGCCCUAAUAUGCAUGAACUAAACACAUUAUGCAUCGCACCAUGUAUCAUACAGGUUGGCUUUUUCCAUACACCAGAGACCCGUUCAAAGCGUCUUCCCGGUGUUCACACAGCAGCAGUGAUGCUCCUCUCCUGAAGGGGGCUCCACUGCAGUCUGGGGGAGAAGCCUAUUUCUACACAUGUUGUUGACUUUUUUUUUUAAGUGUCCCAACACCACAUCUAAAGCAAUCCAUUAUUUUGCCCUUAAACCUACAAAAAUUUUAGCAGAAGUUUUCAACCAAUCCUCUACAGUAACACAACCUGUGACAAGUCUGGAUGUCAACUGUUCAAAAUGACUUUGAAUGCAUCAUCUUAAUCACACAAACGGAUAAAUGUCAAUGAUCCAUCUGUAAAUAAAGAUAUUAAAGUCAGUGUAAAUUAA
Messenger RNA from Oryzias latipes (Japanese medaka), 2049 nucleotides. It is a transcript of the gene ube2ka, whose product is annotated as ubiquitin-conjugating enzyme E2Ka (UBC1 homolog, yeast). The record is from RefSeq and is a predicted model, not a curated record. Lineage: Eukaryota; Metazoa; Chordata; Actinopteri; Beloniformes; Adrianichthyidae. Gene Ontology annotation, molecular function: protein binding.